AAUCAGGCUUGCCGGCGUUCCCCACAAGCCCAACAAAAUAUAACCGUCAAGCUAACCUCGCCCCACGUCGCCGGCGAAAAAGAUAACUGAAUCCCCCAACCGCCCAAUUUCAAACCGGCGCUCUGUUCUCCUAAUUUUGCUUUCUCCGCUGCAAUAAAAUCCCAUUAGCAGCAAAGCAAAUUCUUCACUUCCAACCAAAACAGGAAAGAUCGAGCACGAAAAUGGCAGCUUCAGUUAUCCUCUUCUACCGCCUCUUCGCCGUUCUCAUCUCCAUCUUCUUCCUCUUCUCUACCCUCUCCACCACCCCUGUUUCUUCUCUGCAGUUUCAAGUCGGCGGCAGCAGAGGCUGGGCGGAACCACCCGCCGACGGCGACAACUACUACGACCAAUGGGCUACAAACAACAGGUUUCACGUCGGCGACUGGCUCAAUUUCAUUUACAGGGGUAAUGAAUCCGACUCGGUGCUGCUAGUGAACUCGACCGCCUACACCAACUGCAUUGUUUCCGACCCAAUUCUCCAACUGAACGGCGGCGGAGGAAAUGCCACAUUCCAGUUUGAUCGCCCGGGGCUGUUCUACUUCAUCAGCGGCAAGGCCGGAAGCUGCAUUGCCGGCCAGAAGCUAGUGGUUCGAGUCAUGGCAGAGAAGGAAAAGGACGAAGGAGCACACCACGAUCAGGAUUACGGGCCGAGCCCAGCGCCAGGUGUGAACAACAACAGCGAUCUAGUCUGGGACUGGCCGCCGGCCGUGAAUUCCACCGUCAAGAUGACCAUUGCCUCUUACUUCAUCACUGCCCUCGCUGGCGUCCUAGUUAUUCUCUACUUGCUGAUGUAGUAGCAAUUAAUUAGUAGCUGUCUCUUUCACUGAUUACCUGUUCAACUGCGUCAAGAUCCACACUUGAACAGUCUGGAUUCAUCAUAUGCUUGUUCAUAUAUCAUUAUCAGCAAA
Molecule: messenger RNA, 947 nt
Organism: Linum tenue
Lineage: Eukaryota; Viridiplantae; Streptophyta; Magnoliopsida; Malpighiales; Linaceae
Source: the annotation of a GenBank genome assembly